Dendronephthya gigantea is the source of this 2459-nucleotide messenger RNA. RefSeq names its product protein BZZ1-like. Lineage: Eukaryota; Metazoa; Cnidaria; Anthozoa; Malacalcyonacea; Nephtheidae. Gene Ontology annotation, cellular component: extrinsic component of cytoplasmic side of plasma membrane. Gene Ontology annotation, molecular function: protein binding. Bases 56 to 2071 code for a protein of 671 amino acids. Gene Ontology annotation, biological process: skeletal muscle contraction; positive regulation of protein localization to plasma membrane; positive regulation of voltage-gated calcium channel activity. The record is from RefSeq and is a predicted model, not a curated record. The transcript has 20 exons.
UAUUUGAAGAGUAAAUAAUACGUAUUUCAAAACGAAAAGAAACAGUUUUUAAGCUAUGAACGAGGCGGAGUUUUCUCUCAGGGAUUUGCCCCAUCGAUCCCUCAACGAAUCGUUGAAGAGCAGUGUUUUUACUACGAUAAAACAAAUACGUACAGUUGCAGAGUUUAUAAACAAAGUAUGCUUGAUAAAAGAGCAUGCUGCAACACAACUUCUUGCUGCUGUUGAGACAUUUCGAAAAAAAGGCAAUGAAAUAAAGAAGGAAAGCCAAGGAGCAUUGGGUAGUAUAUCAAAGACAUGGGAAGAUUUACUCACUGAUACAGAGGAAGAAGCAAAGGAAUUAUUGGAACUUUCACAGAAACUUGUCAACAGCAUCAGUGUGCCUUUAUUUGAUCGUGCCUCAAAGAAAAAAACUCUUCUUAAAAAGGUGUUUUCUCAUCGUGAAAGUCUUGAGGCCCAAGUUGAUAAAAAAGAAGAAGCUCUCACAAAGUGUUUUAAAGAUUAUGCUGAUUCAUGGGGAAAAUAUAAAUUAUAUUCUAAAGAUCCACAAAAGGAGCAACAUGUGUCUACCAUCUGUUUCAACUGUCACAAUGAUUAUGUCUGGCAACUUUCUGGUUUCAAUAAAACAAAUGAAGCCUUGUAUGAUACAAUGAUUCCUGAGUUGCUAACUGAUGCACAAGAUAUUUUGAAUGAGGUUGGCAGUUCAUAUUCAACUCUCAUGAGACAGCUGACACAAACACACCAGGAAAAACUGAGCAACAGGAUUCAGAAACUACAAUCUUUGGAAGAAAUGUUCAGUUUGGUUGAUGUAAAUCAUGAUCUAUGUCAGUAUGUUCAGUCGCUUGGAGCAGGAAAAGUCAAAAUUCCCACAAAAUCACAUGAUAACCCAGACGAAUCAACCACUUCGGACGUUCUAGGGGUGAAAAUGUUGCUCAAUCCUUUGACGGAACCAGCUUUGAAGAGAAAGUAUUACCAGAUGAAUCAAAGGAUGUCAGACUUUGUAAACCAAGUCGAUAAGGAUCAAACAGCUUUGAAAUCACUGAGACAAUUGAAAAAUAGUUAUCUCGACAAUCCCUCGUAUGGAAACGCAGAAGGAAUGUCUGAAGAUAUCAUGAAAAGUGAUUUUGAAUUGAAGCAAAAGCGAGUGCACCUCGCUGUUCUCACCGCACAGUUAAAUUUGUUUACGAAAGACAUGAUACAAGACAUGGGUCCAAUGGAGAGCCAAGAUGUUGAAGAUAACGACAGCGAUGGUUAUACGACAGUUGAAAGAGACAAUAAUGAAAAAGCUGCUCACCAAUUUGUUACCCAUAUCACGAAAAAGCCAGCUUUGUGUGCUUACUGCAAAGGCGUUCUAAUUGGAAUCGUCAAGCCAACAGUUCGCUGCAAAGUUUGUAAAUUGAUUGUGCAUCAGAGGUGUGAAAUGAAUGUACCUUAUUGUUCUGGAGCACCACAACAGCGUCCGCAGUCAAGAAUUUUCGCAAUCAGAUCAAAAUCUAUCGACUCGAGAACUUCCUGCAAUGGCGAGGAAGAUGACGAGGACAGUCACGUCUAUUCAGAUAUUGAUAUUGCAAAACCUGCGCCCAAAGCUCGUAGAAGGCGGCACAGCGGUAGUUCGGCUGAAGGACGAGCCAUCUUUGUUAAUGGCAGUUAUGGCUCAUCACCAAGUAUCGUGCCUUCUCCUCCAGAGAUUCCGACCAAACCAGCUCUAAAGAAAAAACCAGAACAGUGUGUUAUUCUCUACGACUACGAUGGUAAUUCACCAGGGGACCUAACAAUCAGAACUGGCCAAAGAGUAACAUUAUUAAACAGUUCAUCAAUUGACUGGUGGGAGGGUUCGUACAAAGGAAAAGCUGGCUUCUUCCCGGCGUCUUACGCCUUGAAAAUGAAAGACGGAGAUAUCGUCGUCAAAUGCUUGUAUGACUUUGUGGGCGAGGAGGACGACGAGUUGUCUAUAUCCGAAGGACAGAUUCUAAUAUUGGUCGAGGACGAAGGUAAUGGAUGGAUGGUUGGACGGGGGAUCGACGGAGAAGGAAUAUUUCCUUCAACGUAUGUCGAGAAGUUUGUAGGAAGAUAAUCAUGUGAGACAGGUCUUCGAUAAAGUGUCGCUGCUAGACGCCCCCUAAAGCUUUAGUGGUUGUAAACUAGUAUUACGCCUGUUAAUCUAAAACGUGGUCGUAAAUGUCCCUUUGGACCAAAAAGGCAUCUGAACAGCAGGAACUGGAACAAAAGGAAGUCAUGGGCAACCAGACUUUGUGGUGUAAUUUCGCAAGUGAAUUUGGACAAAUGACGAUGCUUUUGAUAAAGCUUGUUAUUUACAUAUCCUGGUUUUACAGUGAGGCCAGCUUUAAGCGAGAUGCAAGAAGAAUUGCCCAUUAAAUAAAUUAUUCUUGUAGUUGUACAAAAUUGAGACAUUAUAGUUAUAGAAAUAGCAAUUUUAGAUGUAUAUAUAAAAUAUAUGAUAU